ACAGCAGCUCCAGACACCAUUCCGUCGGCGUUUAGACCGCGCAGUGUCAACCGUCCGUGUGAUGACGUAUUUCCGGUUUGGGUGAUUCACUACCGGUUCAAAGGUUCUCAACGUGGUCGCUGAUGUUUCCCAGCGUGUGGAGUUAGGAGCGUGUUCUAGUCGGUGUGAACCCGUCAACAUGGGGGAGUUCAAGGUGCACCGGGUUCGGUUCUUCGACUACAUGCCCGCCGCUAUCAGAGCCAUGGCGUUCAACCGCCGCACCGAGCGGCUCGCGCUGGCCCGGGCGGACGGAGCUCUGGAGAUCUUCAACUUCGCGGACAACUACUUCCAAGAAAAGGUCAUCCCAGGGCAGGACGGCCGGGCUGUCGAGGCUCUGUGUUGGGUGGGCCGACGUCUGUUCAGUGCUGGAUUGAAUGGAGAGAUCACGGAGUACGACCUGGAGAACCUGAGGCCCCGGUACACAGUGGAGGCCUAUGGAGGACCGAUCUGGACCAUCAGUGGCAACGACCAGGGAACUCUGCUAGCGGUCGGCUGUGAGGACGGGACAGUGAAGAUGUUUGAAGUACUGGAGGACAGGAUUCAGUUUCAAAGAAACCUUGACAGGCAAAAAGGUCGCAUUAUAUCUCUCUGCUGGCAUCCCUCUGCUUCACUGAUUGCUGCCGGCAUGAUGGACAUGAUCAGAAUCUUUGAUGUUGAGACGGGCCGCGCCACUCACAGGCUGCUGGUGGAGAGGGGUGUCGGAGCAUCCAAGAGCAAAGAGGUGGUGGUUUGGAGCAUUGCCUUCCUUUCUGACCACACCAUCAUUAGCGGUGACUCUGCCGGAAAGGUCCAGAUCUGGGAUGGACUCACGGGAACUCUGGCCAGAACUCACCUUGUCACCAAGUGGGACGUACUGGCUCUGUCUGUUUCACAGGAUGAGAGCAGUCUGGUAGCCGGGACGUCAGAGGGCACGGUCGUCCAGUUCCAGUUCCUCUCCUCAACUUUGGACGGGCAGAACAAAGAUUGGGUCCGAACUAGGACCUUUAAAAACCACUCGCAUGAUGUGAGGGCGCUCGUCCACACCGAAACUGCUGUGGUGUCUGGAGGUAUGGACACCCAGCUGGUAGUGCGACCCCUGUUGGACAAGGUGGAGAAGAACACGCAGGAGUCAGCGAUGCGCAAAAUGGCUUUCCCACAUAGAAGUCUGGUUUGUUGUGCAAAGAAAGCAGGGCUGCUGCUCUUCCAGUUCCCUGAUCAUUUAGAGCUGUGGAGACUCGGGGAAAGUGAUGGACAUGGAAAUCCUGGUGACAGUCUUCCUGUGAAGAGAAAACCAGAGAAACUGAUCCAGCUUAAGAGGAAGGGAGAGGAUCAUAUCUGCUGCAGUGCUUUGUCUCCAUGCGGAGGCUGGCUGGCAUACUCUACUGUCACAAGUUUCCGUCUUUACAGAUUACAGAACAACACCAUCAGCAUCACCAAGGUGUCCAAACUACCCAAGGACCUCCGCUCGGCCCACCAGCUGUGCUUCUCCACAGACUCCUCCCGACUCUUCGCUUCCUCCAUCAAUUCUUCAGUUGUCGUUGUUGCCCUUAACCAGCCAGAGUGCAAAUACCUUCACACCCUAAAACCCAAGUCAGGCUCCAGAGAGCCGGUCCACCUGCUGUUUGCCAGUGAGGACGGCAAAUGGCUCGCUACAGCAAACACAGCCUGUGAGGUCCAGGUCUACAACCUUGACAAAAUAAAGCUUCAUUGUACAGUUCCAGUGUACGGCUCAUGUCCCACUGCCAUCGCCAUCCACCCAACAAGCAGCAACCUGGUUGUGGUGCACGCUGACCAGCAGAUCUUUGAGUACUCUCUGGUGCAGAAGGAGUACACCGAGUGGAGUCGGAGGCUGCAGAAACAAGGACUGCACUCUCUGUGGCUGGAGAGGGACACCCCCAUCACCCACGUCACCUUCAAUCCUAAACAUCCGGCUCACAUCAUUCUGCACGACAUGUUCAUGUUCUGCGUCAUCGACCAGAGUCUGCCCCUCCCUGAAGCUAAGACUCGGCUCUUCAAUCAGAUGAUACUGAGGAGUCUUCCUGAGCCAAUGAGGAUCCUACACAGGCACGCCUUCAAGAUGUGCAAGACGUUCCAGAACCUCAUGUGCGUGAGAUUACUGGAAGACCAUUCUCUGGUUGUAGUGGAGCGCCCCCUGCUGGACAUCAUGUCUCAGCUUCCUGCACCUGUCCGGCAGAAGAGGUUUGCUACAUAAAAGAAGCGAACGUGUCUCAGUCCAGAUGGCCAUGGAUUGUCACUCACUGCCACGCCCACAUCAAAUUCAUUUUCAAUGGAAUUGUUUGUGUAUCAUCACUUUGUAAAAAAAAUGCUUUAAUAAAAUAAUAAAUUCAACAAUUUA
This is a messenger RNA of Cyclopterus lumpus (lumpfish), 2374 nucleotides long. It is a transcript of the gene utp4, whose product is annotated as UTP4 small subunit processome component. The record is from RefSeq and is a predicted model, not a curated record. Gene Ontology annotation, molecular function: RNA binding; protein binding. NCBI's taxonomy places the organism in Eukaryota, Metazoa, Chordata, Actinopteri, Perciformes, Cyclopteridae. Gene Ontology annotation, biological process: maturation of SSU-rRNA from tricistronic rRNA transcript (SSU-rRNA, 5.8S rRNA, LSU-rRNA). The coding region runs from base 179 to 2230 and encodes 683 amino acids. The transcript is spliced from 17 exons. Gene Ontology annotation, cellular component: 90S preribosome; t-UTP complex; small-subunit processome.